CACGGCGGAGCGGUGGCCAAGCACAACGUUAGCAGCAAUAUCAAGAAGAUGGUCGAGGAACAGACCAGGAACAACAGGUUGAGCAAGCCGCUGAAGAUCGCCCAGAGCAGAGGGAUCUACAGCUUCGACGUGGACGCCAGGACGCUCUGCCCAUUGGACGGAGUCGACGGAGAAGAAGCCGCAGGAGUUCAACAAGAACCAGAGGAGAGCGAGGAUGUUCGGAUACCAAAGGCCAAGAUGGAGAGGUACACGCCGACCGCGGAGGAGAUUGCUAUCCACGAGAAGACGCGCGCGCCGCACGAGGACUGGUGCGAAUGCCGUCUGCGGGGACGCGGCAAGGACGGAGUCCGCAGGAAGACGAACCGAGGGGAGGACGCGGCGGCAUCCAUCAUGCUGAUCGACAAGGGGCCCAGCGAGCACGUCCAUUCAACGGCGGGUUUCUACUUAGACGUCCAGGGAGCAGUGGACAUCAUCUCGAAGGGCGACCAGGAGCCAUCAUUGCAGGCGGCAAUCACGGCGGCGAAGAACAGGGGGAAGAACAGCACGCAGGCGGAGAUGUCACCCAAACGAUCUCACCAGAGCAAUGGGGCGAUCGAGAAUGCGGUGGAGCGAGUGGAGUCGUUACUACGGACGUCACACAGCAAGCUGGAGUUCCAUCUGACGGCGAAGAUCGGCCCGAAGAGCUGGAUCACGCCACGGUUGACCAG
Molecule: messenger RNA, 707 nt
Organism: Prorocentrum cordatum
Lineage: Eukaryota; Dinophyceae; Prorocentrales; Prorocentraceae
Source: the annotation of a GenBank genome assembly